AUGGAGGGCGUCCCAGUGACCCGCGGCCAGCAGUUCCGCCUGCGGCGCGUGCUGAGCUCGAGGCUGUUUCGGAAAGGCGGCAAGACUUUGGGCACGCUGGGGACCUUCGACACCUUCGACAUGAAGUCGCCCACGCACAUCAUUGACCCGCUGAGCCUGUCCUACCGCAUGUGGUGGUACCUCACCACGGUAUGCGCCAUCGCCACGGCUCUCUUCACGCCCUGGGAGGUGGCCUUUGACGAGAAGCCGGGGCUGAGGCCCUACAAUGAUGUUGAAGCAAUUGUGGAGUACGUCCUGACGGCUGUGUUCCUGUUGGACAUCGUUGUCCAGUUCAAUCUGGCCUUUGAGAAGAGCAAUGGCAUUCUGGAGUGCACCAGAAGGGAAAUUGCUCAGCAGUAUCUGAGAUCCAUGUUCUGGAUCGAUUUCAUUGGUGUAUUUCCCUUUUCUGCGAUCGGAGAGCACAUACAUGGCAACUUUGGCGAGAUGACGCUCCGGUACCUGGCCUUGUUCAGGCUCUUGAGAUUGGUUCGCCUGCAUCGCAUCCGGCGGCUAUUCCGUGAGCUGGAGACAAAUUUGACACUGAGUCGAUUGGCUGUCACUUUCUUCAGAAAUUUGACCAUCGUUGUCUUGUCGACGCACAUUGCUGGCUGCUUGUUCUAUUUCAUUUCUAGACAGCAUGGACUGUACGACCUCUGCACCGAAGAUGCAGAGGAUUGCAGCGACAAUAUUAUGGAUGCAGAAGACACCUGGAUUGGUGCGACAGUAAACCUAUUGGACCUGUCACGGACAGAAAAGUACAUUUAUGCCCUGUACUGGUCGAUCACGACCAUGACAACAGUGGGGUAUGGUGACCUGUCACCGAAGAACACCGCAGAAGUCAUUUUCGCGAUGGUGUACAUGAUAUACAACAUGGCCCUUGUGGCUUACAUUUUGGGGACCAUCACGCUGCUGGUGGUGAGGGCGGACGAGUCUACUGGAGAGCUGAGGGAGUGCUACAGGCACGUCACAUCCUUUGCCAGGCUGAACAACUUGCCAAAGGACCUGAGGCAGUCGCUGAAGAACCAAAUGCAGUUUAAUUUGGCCCAUCCAGAGGUCGAGGAUGACCUUGUGCUGAAAGACCUGCCUGCUGGUCUGCGGAGGCGAGUCGUUAAGGAGCUGUAUGUGGAGAAACUCAAGGCAACACCAACAUUUCGGGAGUGCUCAGAGAAGUUCCUGACUUCAUUGUGCAUACCUAAAAAUGUGCGGGUGGACACCUACCUGCCAUACCAGCUGAUCUUUGAGAUGGGGGAGUUGCUGCCUGAAUUGCACCUGAUGAUCGAUGGGGAGGCAGUCAAGAAGCAGGCAGCAGCACCGAUUGGCGGGUGGGUCGGCUCGCCCAGGGAGGUGGGAGAGCUGGGCAAGGGGGACCUGUUUUGCCCAGAUGCCUUCUACAAUGAGACACCGGCACAAUGGGCGGUGCACACCAGGAGCAUUUGCAGGGUGCUGGUGAUCCCCAAGGAUGCUUUUGACAAAGUGUCAGCACAGUUCCCCGAAGAUGCCCGCAUUGUGAAGACCAACAUCAUGAAGCAAUGCAGGGCACCCCACUUCCCAGGUGCGCCGGGAGCUCUGAACAAGGACGGUGCCAAUGGCACAGGCUCGAUUCAGGAGGAGCCGCUCCUGAAGGCGGGAACCUCGGCAGCAGACAGUCCAUUCAUGGGACCUGGAGGUGCACAAAAGUUGAACAAGGUGGACCCCCUACGCCGAGGCAUCUCUCUUGAUGCGUCACCUACCACGCCAGCAGCUGGACAUAUGGUGCCAAGAAUGAUGAGCUAUGAUGGAAAAUACAUGUUGAAAGAAGACUCAAGAUCCCCGAAUGGUCAAGCGCAGUAA
This is a messenger RNA of Ostreobium quekettii, 1869 nucleotides long. Lineage: Eukaryota; Viridiplantae; Chlorophyta; Ulvophyceae; Bryopsidales; Ostreobiaceae. The record is from the annotation of a GenBank genome assembly.